ACCCUCUCCACCAUUUGUGACACACAAAACAAGCACCGCAUCAUUGAAUAAAUAAUCCUACCGUACAAAUGGCCAACCAUUUUUAUUCAUCGCCUCUUCCAAUACUUCUUUCCCUUUUAGCUUUUUCCCUGUGCAAUCCCUCCUAUGGAGGAGGUAUUGCUAUCUACUGGGGCCAAAACGGGAAUGAAGGCACCUUAGCCGACACAUGUGCUUCAGGAAAUUAUCAAUUCGUCAACAUAGCUUUCCUGUCUAGUUUUGGCAAUGGCCAACCUCCAGUUCUGAACCUAGCAGGCCAUUGUGACCCUAGUUCCAACACUUGCACUGGGUUAUCCUCUGAUAUUAGAGCUUGCCAAGGCCAAGGCAUCAAAGUAUUACUGUCUAUUGGUGGUGCUACUGAUACCUACUCUCUUUCGUCGCCUGAUGAUGCAACUCAACUCGCAAACUAUCUUUGGAAUAAUUUCUUGGGUGGCACUUCCUCUUCACGACCAUUAGGUGAUGCGAUUUUAGAUGGUGUAGAUUUUGAUAUAGAGCAUGGCUCAGGCCAAUUCUGGGAUGAUCUUGCUAGGUCGCUUAAAGGGUUCGGUCAAGUUUCCUUAUCCGCUGCUCCACAAUGUCCCUUUCCUGAUGCUCAUUUAAGCACUGCAAUUGACACUGGUCUAUUUGAUUAUGUGUGGGUUCAAUUUUAUAACAAUGGUCAAUGUCAAUACACUGAUAAUGCUAACAAUCUGUUAAAUGCAUGGAAUAAUCAAUGGACUACAAUUCCAUCGAACCAAGUGUUCUUGGGGCUACCUGCAGCUCCUGAAGCUGCAGGUUCAGGAUUCAUCCCGGCAGAUGUGCUUACGUCACAGGUUCUUCCGUCUGUCAAGAAUUCCCCAAAGUAUGGAGGAGUCAUGCUCUGGAAUAAGUUUUAUGACAAUGGAUAUAGUUCAGCUAUAAAGGAUAGUGUUUAAUCAUUCAUGAUAAUGUAUUGAUGUCUUGCUACUCAAUUUUAUACUAAAUAAAAUAAAAGAAGAGUUUCUGAUAGAA
This is a messenger RNA of Ricinus communis (castor bean), 1026 nucleotides long. RefSeq names its product acidic endochitinase SE2. Gene Ontology annotation, biological process: carbohydrate metabolic process. The transcript has a single exon. Gene Ontology annotation, molecular function: chitinase activity. The record is from RefSeq and is a predicted model, not a curated record. The coding region runs from base 69 to 950 and encodes 293 amino acids. Gene Ontology annotation, cellular component: extracellular region. NCBI's taxonomy places the organism in Eukaryota, Viridiplantae, Streptophyta, Magnoliopsida, Malpighiales, Euphorbiaceae.